Messenger RNA from Trachemys scripta elegans, 384 nucleotides. It is a transcript of the gene PITRM1, whose product is annotated as pitrilysin metallopeptidase 1. Lineage: Eukaryota; Metazoa; Chordata; Testudines; Emydidae. The record is from RefSeq and is a predicted model, not a curated record. The coding region runs from base 99 to 368 and encodes 89 amino acids. The transcript is spliced from 3 exons.
CGCCCCGCCCCCGCCGGAGGCCGCAGGCAGCGACAGGCUCCGACGCGGCCCGGCCUGGCGCUUCAGUCGGGAUCCUGCGCCGGGGGACGGGCUGAGCCAUGUGGGGCCGAUACCUGGCGGCGCGGCGGCUGCUGAGCCUCAGCCGGACUUUGAAUCAAAAGUCAUGGAGGUGGAAGAGUGGGUCUGCAAAUGAAAAAGCACUACAAUACAAGAUAGGAGAACGAAUCCAUGGGUUCACUGUAAACCAGGUAACAGCUGUUCCUGAGCUAUUCCUAACUGCAGUGAAGCUUAGUCAUGAGAACACAGGAGCCAAAUAUUUACAUGUGGCACGUGAGGACUCCAAUAAUUUAUUCAGGUUUUCAUUUUAAUAUUAAUAUUUAUAAA